AUGAUGAUGAAGCGGAUUCUCUACUGUGGACGACAAGCAUUAACGCGUACUAAGGUUUUGCAAAGCCCAAGAGGGCUCACUCUCUUUCCACCGCCGGUCCUCGGAGCGACCAGAGGAGCGGAUCAUCGUCGGCUAUCUUCAGAGAGCAGAAGAAGAGGAGCGUGCAUUCAGAGUUUCUCCAUUUCACCGACUCAAAUGACAGACAGUAGAAGAAGAAUGUCUUACUACCCCUCUGAUGAAGAAGACGACAAGGAUUACCUACUCUUCAAGAAUCUGCUGGACGUUCCUUGUGAGUUUCUGGCAAAGGAAACUAAGAGCUUUAUGGAUCUCAUCAGCUGUGAUCCAAGUCUGCUUGAGGAGGAGGGCUCAGUGUCGAAGAUCAUCAAUUGUGUGGUAGUACCUACUCUACUAAUGGAGUCUGAAGAUGAGGAAUUGUUUGAGACUGACUACAGAAGAUUUAUUAGCUGGGAAACAGAUUCAGAGAGCAGAAGAAAAGCCUACAAUCUCUUUGAACAAAUCUUCACAAGCUGUGAAAAGGCUAGAGUGAUUUCCUUGAAAGAGGUGGUUAACCUGCUUGAUUCAAGGGAUUGGAUGGAAGUAGAAGCUGGAGUUAAGCUUGCUGCAAGUAUGGUAAGGUGUUCUAGUGUGGUGCUCGUGGAUGCCAAAGGUUUCACAAUGAUGUGGAUCUUACCUCUCUUGCAUAGGGAUGAUUCUCCAAUGGUGGUGAAGGCAUCGGCAUUGUGCUUUCUAGCCUCUGCUGCCCAUCAAGGGCGUGUCACUACAUCUUGGAGAGGAGGCAUCGUAUCUGCAUCAUUUAAACUGCUCAAUGAUCAAUCUAUGGGAGUCCAAUCAUAUGCCUGCAUAUGUCUGGAGGAAUUGUUCAAGGAUAAUGAUUGCAGCAGCGGUCAUGGUGAAGCUUUGGUCAAUUUGUAUGUGGCUUUUCGAAAAUCCCAGUAUAAUCCAUAUAUACUGAGAUCCAUCUACCAGAUUCUGUUGUUUUGUGGAAUCAGCGAUGAAGAGAGAUUGAUUCAUCUUCUGGAUAUGUUUGAAGAUCUGGUUUCAUGUCCCAUCACUGAGGACCACGGCUUCCAUGUGCUCAGGGAGGUUAUACAGAAACUGGACUACAGUGAUCUCGAUGUCUCGUUUCUUGGCCUUCCACGGAACUGAUCGACUUGAGGACUCAGUCAAUUCCGUUCGUCCUGGUGCCUUCAUUGAUUUUCUGAUGGAAAGCUGGGCUCCUAGUCUGAAGCUGAUCACUGAGACCAACGAGAUCAUACUAACCACAGCUGCUUCCACGAGACUGAUUUUUCAAUCUCAAGCUCUUCUGGAUCGAUCAACAGAUGAGCUCUGUGGGGAGAUGCUGGAUAGUAUACUCCAACUUGUGUCAAACAAUGAACAGGAACUCUCACAGAGAUUCGCUGCUGCCAAGAGAAGAAUGGAUCCUCUCACAGACAUUAAAGAUCCGUUGCACUACUUGUGUAAUUCUUUGUCGACGGUUUCUCCUGCCAGGUACAAAGAGAUUAUUGACAAGUACCUCUGUCAAGACAAGCGCGCAUACUUGAGCAAGCUGUGUGCUCGGUACAACUGUGAAUUUUUCAAAGAGGAAGGGGUCAAUGGAGAUGGGGAGACAACAGAGCAACUCUGAAGCAAAGAUGCUCCAGUUAUGCGCUUUUUUUUUUCCUUAUAACCUCGACUCUCUUUUAUUUACUGGGGUUGCACUAUUUUGUCAUUAAAGUAGACGAGAAAACUUGACUCUCUUUUCUUUAAUGGGGUUGCACUAUUUUGUCGUUGAAGUAGAGAAAACUUGAUCUCUUUUGUUUAUGAGGUUGCACUAUUUUGUCCCUGAUUAAAGUAGAGAAAACUUGAUCUCUUUUGUUUUAA
Messenger RNA from Camelina sativa (false flax), 1881 nucleotides. RefSeq lists its product as uncharacterized. Gene Ontology annotation, cellular component: cytosol; nuclear envelope. Lineage: Eukaryota; Viridiplantae; Streptophyta; Magnoliopsida; Brassicales; Brassicaceae. Gene Ontology annotation, biological process: protein import into nucleus; protein export from nucleus. Gene Ontology annotation, molecular function: small GTPase binding; nuclear export signal receptor activity. The record is from RefSeq and is a predicted model, not a curated record.